AUGGCGACCACCGAUACUGUUUUCAAUCAAGCAGACGCCAAUCAUGAUGGUACAUUGUCUAGAGACGAAUUUAAAGAUUUUCUAGUACGAAAUUCUGUUAGUGGAGGUACGACAACAAAUUAUCCUGUCAGUACGGAUUAUAGCGAUAUUGAUACGACUGGUGGAUAUGGUUCCGCAGUCUAUCGAUCAUCAGUAUAUGGAACGUCUACAAGUGGCACUAGUGGUGAUGCGACUGGUUUAGGACUUGAUUUAGGUUAUACUGGCUCUAAUUAUGGAGCUGCUACAUAUGAAUCGGCAUCGUUUCGUUCAUCUGUUGGUGGUAGUGAUACAUCGAACUACAAUAUUGUUGGAACGGGCGCAGUCUCAGGUGUGGAUGCAGUGUCAACGACUUUUUCAUCGGAAUCACAGACAUCAUCCGUUCAACACUAUGAAACUGAUGAGCAAGGCAAUUUUAAGGAUGCAAAUCCACAAAUUGUUCGGCGUCCAGCUAUCGAGGGGCCUGUGACUCUUACACAGAACAUCAGAGUUCGAUUCCUUCAACCACCACCUGUGCCACCACCAGGCCCAUUGAUUAUCAAAGAAGUGCGACCACCACAACCACCCCCGCCACAACCACUGCGUGUUCGUCAACAAGCACCUCCACUUCCACAACAACCCCCACUUGUUUUACGUGAGCGACCACCACCGGCGCCGCCAGUUGUUGCUUCUCAAACAGUUGUACGAAAUCUUGCAGCUAUUGCGGUUCCACCACGAUCAGUUGUUAUUGAGCGUUUGCCGCCCGCUCCACCAAAGCCCCGAGACAUCAUCAUUGAGCGUUGGGUUCCCUACGGGCCACAAGCCGAACGAAAAACGAUCGUUCAGCGAGCGGAAGCAGCGAUAGUCUAUCCCAAGCCGCGUAACAUGAUCAUACAAUACGAAGCACCACAGGUUCGAGUCAUUCGCCAAUUUGAACGUCUCGGGGUCACACCGGCUAAUCCACAAGAGUAUAUUCAACGCUACGGAGCAACUCUUUUCGAUGCUCAAACAUUAUUACAACAAGCUCGUGCUGCUGGCGUCGUUGAAGAUAUUUCACCACCAGCAUCAGCUUCAGUUAUGUCAAGUUCAUCUGAUUUCUCUUCGACAGAAAGAGCAAGUAUAAUCAACUACGACAAUCUCAAUCGUAGUAGUGUUGACAUAGGAAGAAUCAGCAGCGCGGGCGGCGCAGGUCGUUCUUCAUACUAUGAAUCGUCAUCGUACAGAUCGGCUGGCGACGCGGCAGGAUUAGGUGCUGCUGGUGGAAGAGGCUCAACAAUUUACGAGUCAUCAUAUAGAACAUCUACAGUAGGCGAUGUGAGUGAUGCAUUAUUCAAUGCUGUUGACACAAAUAACGAUGGUGUUAUAUCACAGGCAGAAUUUCGCAAUGCUGGACUUUAG
Messenger RNA from Adineta ricciae, 1413 nucleotides. The record is from the annotation of a GenBank genome assembly. Lineage: Eukaryota; Metazoa; Rotifera; Eurotatoria; Adinetida; Adinetidae.